CCAAAAAAAUAUGAAGAGUUGUUCUUGUGCCUAAUGACCGUAAUUUCAGUUCAAUUGAAAUAAAUAUUUUUAGGAAGAAAUUACAUUUGCUCCUGAGGCUUCUGCACAACCAGAGGGAAGGAGUACCACACCAGAAGUAAGUAGAAAGUAGAUUCAUAUGUAAUGUGCAAAUUCUGGAAGAAAAGUGUAUAUCUCACAAGAAUUGAAAAACAUGUCUAGUACCUCUCAAGUAAUCUUCUUUUGCAGUUUCUUUUUGUUACAGUUCUUUGAAGAACUUGUUGAACUGCCCUCUUCCGAGGACAUUGCGGAGUGUGUCAAAGAGCAGGACCAGAGGCGUGAAGAACUGCACUCCAAGCGGGAACAGAGAGUUGAAGCAGCCCAAGAAAAGCAGAAGGCUGAGUACAGGAACAGGAAAGCAAGAGGAGUGAAGACCUUCAGCUUCUCUGUAGGGAUGAAGGUUCUUAAAAGAAACCUUCGCAAUGAGACUCGGAAGGGUGGGAUAAUGGAGCAGAAGUGGACUGGUCCAUACAAAGUCCUUGACAUCGACUCCUCAAACCGUGUGGCACUUGAGGCUGUGAGCAAUGGGAAGAAGCUCAAGAGCCGUACUCCAUACAACAACCUGAGGCCAUUCCUCCAGAGCCAGUUGCACUGUGACAGGUGUGUACAGCUAUUACCAGCUGUGCGGUUGUGAUGUGGUGUUCCUUUCUUAUAUUUAACUAUAUGUUCAUACUUCAUGUGCUUAUUAUGCUUUACUUUGAUAAGUAAGUAAUUUUCAUUGCAUAUGGUUUGAGCUGUCAACUUGUUGCAAUUUAUGGCUGUGUUUGCAUGUAAUGUUAAGCAUUUUUGUAACAAGUGUAGA
This is a messenger RNA of Eriocheir sinensis (Chinese mitten crab), 859 nucleotides long. RefSeq lists its product as uncharacterized. The coding region runs from base 212 to 691 and encodes 159 amino acids. The record is from RefSeq and is a predicted model, not a curated record. The transcript has 3 exons. NCBI's taxonomy places the organism in Eukaryota, Metazoa, Arthropoda, Malacostraca, Decapoda, Varunidae.